Aplosporella prunicola CBS 121167 is the source of this 809-nucleotide messenger RNA. RefSeq lists its product as uncharacterized. The annotation marks the transcript as partial. The transcript is spliced from 3 exons. Lineage: Eukaryota; Fungi; Ascomycota; Dothideomycetes; Botryosphaeriales; Aplosporellaceae. The record is from RefSeq and is a predicted model, not a curated record.
AUGGCUGCCUUAAAGUCUCUAGACCUUGACAGAAAACCUUUGGAUGUACUCACACUUCCCCCUGCAGCAGUCACUCCAUCCUCUGUGAGAUUUUCUGGCAGGCCGCAUCUUACAGUCAACGAAAGGCAGAACACAGAAGUUUCCAGUAUCACCUCCGACCGCUCCAGCGCUACAGAUCUCCAUACUCUCGCAGUCAAGUAUCUCUACAAGAGAUGCCUUCAGCAAAACUGGACGGAGCCGCCCGAAGACGACCACGGCAUCGUAGACGGCGACACCGACCACCUCGGCGUCAUGAUCAAGCGGCCCGACGGCGUCUACACCGCCGAGCCCAUGACGCUCAACAAGGGCGUCUACAAGGCCGUGGAGACGCUCGGCGCCACUGUCGCGUUCACAAUGUCCUCGCAGUUUGUCGGGCACGUGCUCUCGCAUACCUCGCCGCUGCAGACGGAGCUUCCCCUGGACCCCCACGGGGCCUUUGUGCUGCCCGUCGUCACCUCAGCAGCCGAUAUCGCGUCCGGGACAUCCUACAUCCGGAUAGACAUGUGCAUCUGCCUCUGCCGCGCGGAGCGGAUCGUCAUUAUCUGGGGCGACACGGUGGCGGGCAUCAUCGCGCACGCCGCCUACGUCGAGGCCAGGCUGUUCGCAAAGGUCUGGGGCUCUCCGGCGCCAGGUCCGACGUUGACGCCGUGUCGUGGCGCGCUGUUGUCGAGUAGCACUUCCCCUGAUCCCGAACAGGCCGCAAGUCGUGUUUCCCGGCUGUUGAGAAGGAGGAUUAGGGUGACAAGCUGUUCGAUCUGGAAAAAGAUGGC